UAGUAAUUGUAUUAUACUCUCUCUCUCUCUCUCUCUCUCUAGGAUAUAUUUAUACAUAUCAUAGAGGACACAAAGUCCUCUGUUCUCAACUUUCCAACAAGGUAAUUAUGAUCCUCUGGUUUGAGAUAUAUACGUUUGUCUUUCUUUGUUUCAAACAGAAGGAAAAACCAAACUGUAUAUCCGAAAAACAGCACUCCAGUGGAGUAUAUAUAUAAAGAGGAGAUGAAGCAGAAGUAGGAGCUCAGCAACAAAACAAGUUUAGAGAGAAUGAGUAGAAGGAUUCUUCAUUGUCUUGUAUUCAUCCACUUAGGCCUUUUCCUUCUUUGUUCAGGUUCUGGUUUGACAGAGAGACAGUCAGUUCUAGCACACAAAAAACAAAUAAGCCAUGACGAGGAACUACUCUUCUCUGCCUCCAUUUCUACCACCCAAGCAGACAUCACAACCCCUUUACCAACAGUUCCAACCACAAAUCCCAGCACUCCAAUGCCUACAUUUCCGGUGGUUAAUCCAGCGGUUUCAAACCCCGACUCACCUGGGACCGCCACCGCCACCACCAACAACCCAGUCACAACACCAGCCACCACUUCCCCGGCAUCUUCAGGCGGGAGCUGGUGUGUUGCUAGCCAAUCUGCAUCACAAACUGCAUUACAGGUUGCUUUAGAUUAUGCCUGUGGGUACGGUGGGGCCGACUGCUCAGCGAUUCAGUCCGGUGGGGGUUGUUACCAGCCAAAUACAAACCGGGACCAUGCUUCUUAUGCAUUCAAUAGCUACUUCCAGAAGAAUCCAGUCCCAAAUAGCUGCAAUUUUGGUGGCACUGCUGUUAUUACUAGCACUGAUCCAAGUAAUGGGACCUGUCAAUAUCAAUCAACUAGCACAAGCUCAUCAGUUCUAAACACAACCAAUUCAAGUGGAUCGACGGUUUUUGGUGCAGGACCUUCGAACCCCACCGGUUCAGCAGCUGCCAUGCCAAGGCCUGGAUUCUCGAUUUUAACACUGCUGGUGAUGAUUGUGCUAGCCAAAAACCACCCGUAUUUCAUCUGCAAAUGACACCGCUACUUUCCUUCUCCGGAAUGGGUUGGAAAUUUGCUUGGUUUGCUGACAAGUUGGCUUUUUUACCAGACCAACAGGGACGUAGAUGUCUACAUGCUGAUUAAGCAGGGGCUUCAAUAUCAAGGCCUUAGUUUGAAAUUGAUAUAUUUUGUGUACAUGUGAUAGCUGUGGGAGAGGGAGAUUGGUCUAGAGAGAGAUCAAUCUGAUGAGUUUUUGGUUUUUCUUUGUUAGAAAUCAUAGUUCACCCCACCUUGUUGUAGUUCAGGUAUAACAUUGUUAAGGUGUUUGGGACUAUCCUAUGAACAUUGUUUUGUGAAUGGUGGAAGGAGAAUUUUGGUAGAGCUCAAAA
Molecule: messenger RNA, 1399 nt
Organism: Rhododendron vialii
Lineage: Eukaryota; Viridiplantae; Streptophyta; Magnoliopsida; Ericales; Ericaceae
Product: major pollen allergen Ole e 10-like
Exons: 4
Coding region: 268-1047 (259 amino acids)
Source: RefSeq, a predicted model, not a curated record